AUAUAAAUUUCCAUGAUUUUCUUCUCUAUUUUCCUCAUCCUUGGUGAUAAAUAAUAUAAUCAAAAUUCCUCAUCCUUCAUCUUCCCAAUCUCUAAAACCCUAGACUCACUUGAUAGUUUCGAACUCAAGCACACAGACCCAAGAAUCAUCUUUACUCUUCUCUUCUUCUAUUUUUUCCCGGGGAGAGAAAUUUGACUUUUUUUUUGUUCGGUUCUGUUCGAUUUUGCAUCAUCUGGGUUUUUUUUCUUUCCGAGCGAUCGAUUUUCCGGUUAGCACAAUGUCGGGUUCCGGAGGAGUUUCAAUCGCCCGCUCAGCGAUCCGAGGAGAGAAUCGGUUCUACAAUCCACCGCCGAUGCGGAGGAUGCAGCAAGAGGCGCAAUUGCAGCAGCAGAUGAGAGAGAAGCAGCGACGGGAAGAAGAAGAGGAGAUGUUGAUGGGUAAGGAGCGUAGGGCGGCUGCGACUGCCGUGAUGCCUCCGCCGCGUACCAGGAAAGGGCUCGGCGUUGUUGGUCAGACGGAGAGCAAGAAUCGGGUGGUUUCCGGGUCGGAAAUGUGUGCCGACUCAUCUGAAUCUUCCGGGUCGGGUCGGGUUCAGACCGACGGGUCCAACUUGGAUCGGUUCUUGGAACACACCACUCCCGUUGUUCCUGCCCGGUUUCUUCCCAUGAGAAGCAGGUUGGAACUUAAAACCCGUGAAUCGGAGUGCCAUACAUAUUUUGUGCUCGAGGAUCUGUGGGAGUCAUUUGCAGAAUGGAGUGCAUAUGGUGCUGGUGUUCCUCUUGAAAUGCAUGGGAGCGACUCCACCGUGCAGUACUAUGUUCCUUACUUAUCUGGCAUUCAGUUGUAUGUAGACCCAUCAAAGAAAGCCAGAAAUCCAGUUGAAGAUAAUGAAGGAAGCAGUGAAGGAAGCAGCAGCAGUAGGCUUGAGAAGUUACCUAAUCAUGCCGAGACUCUGCAGAAUCCGGUGGACUCGAGUGUCAGUGAACUGAAUAGAAUUAGUCUGAGAGAUAAAUCUGUUGCUGGUUCGUUGUCAAGUGGAGAGACUGAGAUCAGCAAUCCUCAGGGACGAUUACUAUUUGAGUACUUGGAAUAUGAACCUCCGUUUGGCCGUGAACCUCUGGCUAACAAAGUCUCGGAUCUCGCGUCAAGAUUUCCUGAGCUAAUGACAUACCGGAGCUGCGAUCUUUCUCCAUCAAGUUGGGUCUCUGUGUCAUGGUAUCCAAUAUACAGAAUACCUGUUGGUCCAACACUACAAAAUCUCGAUGCCUGCUUUCUAACUUUCCACUCUCUCUCGACAUCAUCUCCUCAAAGUGCUAUGGCUUGUAGUGAUUUGGAGCCAUCUAUAAAGCUCCCGUUGCCUACUUUUGGACUCGCAUCUUUUAAGCUCAAAGUAUCUGUGUGGAAUCAAAACAGAGCUCAAGAGUGCCAAAAGAUUUCUUCUUUGCUACAAUCUGCUGACAAAUGGCUUAAGCGUCUGCAAGUCAAUCAUCCGGACUACAGAUUCUUCACCUCCAACAAUCCACAGAGGUGAAAAUGAAAGUUACUUUCUUGACCAUUGAUUUGGCUCUGGUCUGAUCAAAAGACCCAUUAUCUGCUGCUCUGCUUCACAUAUAAAGUCUCUCUUACACCGAAGAACCACCAAAUACUGGCUAGACUCUUGCGUGUUUUUCAGGCGAUUUAAGAGUCUGCUGUUUCAUUUCCGGAAGAUGCUUUGUGAAUUGUAGCUAAUCUUCUACGAAAACUAGUCUUCUGCUUUUCCCUGAAUAAAGGAUUAGGAGCCCAUAUAGUGAAAUUUGCGAGGAGUGCUUUUGUAAUGUUGAGAUGGAACACUUUUUGUGAUACAAUUUUAAUGCUGAACUGAAACACAGCUUGGCCUAUGUAUCAAUCUCUUUACAGGUUAUGGUAAUGAAAAGGUUUUUUUUAAGCU
Eutrema salsugineum is the source of this 1927-nucleotide messenger RNA. RefSeq lists its product as uncharacterized. NCBI's taxonomy places the organism in Eukaryota, Viridiplantae, Streptophyta, Magnoliopsida, Brassicales, Brassicaceae. Bases 278 to 1531 code for a protein of 417 amino acids. The transcript has 6 exons. The record is from RefSeq and is a predicted model, not a curated record.